This is a messenger RNA of Stegostoma tigrinum, 5488 nucleotides long. It is a transcript of the gene d2hgdh, whose product is annotated as D-2-hydroxyglutarate dehydrogenase. Gene Ontology annotation, molecular function: catalytic activity; FAD binding. Gene Ontology annotation, cellular component: mitochondrion. The record is from RefSeq and is a predicted model, not a curated record. The transcript has 10 exons. Lineage: Eukaryota; Metazoa; Chordata; Chondrichthyes; Orectolobiformes; Stegostomatidae. The coding region runs from base 1906 to 3540 and encodes 544 amino acids.
GCGGGGUGGAUUUUGGGGUUUCUUCCAGUCUAGAAACGGAGAGGUCCAUUCACUGACCCCACACACACACACACACACACCCCCCACCCCCGACAAUAAUCACGUCCUGGAUGAGCGGCCAACCCCGGGCCUGCACUGUUCGCCGCGCGCGCACAAGGCCAUUCAGCCCACCGAGACCCCUCCCCGCCCCCCCAGGCUACCACCCGCCAGUGCCGUUUCUCCCUGUCGAUUCGUGGCGCUGUGAUUGUGUCCCUACCUCUGGGUCAGGAGGCCCAGACUCAAGCCUUGCCCGCUCCACAGGUGUGUGUCUGCGUGCGCGGUGACAUGUCCGCACAAGUCGAUGGAGGCAAAAUACCUCCCCGUUACCCCGUGACAGUACCGACCCCACCCCACCCCAGACAUCGAUGAGUACGAAAUAAAAAGGGGGAAAUAACCCGUCAAUUUUUUUGCCUUGAGCCUGCUCAACGACAGAGCUUUCCCUUCACAAACUCCACCCUCCGCUCGCUCCCGUUCCCCUCACUAUGUACACCCGCAUUACCGGCCCGGCCCCGGCCGCCCGCCGCCGCGGGAAGCCCCCUGCGGGCGCCGGUUGGAGUCGGCCAGGGCCCAGGCUGAGGCCGGGGGCGGGGUGGUGUCGGGGGAGGGAACGUAGCGACGGAGAUACCCCGGCCCCUUCAGGCUACCCGCUCUUCCCGCGGCGGCUGCAGCCUGUGGGAGCAUCGACCGAGAUCCUCUUCGUGCAACUGGAGGCCGUUCAGCCCGUCACACCUGCUGCUCCAGCUCCAAACUCCACCUCCCUCUCUCAGUAACAAAAAUCCGUCAGUCUCAAUCUGUCCUGUUUUUCUAUUAUCAGAUUUUAAAUGGGCAAGGCAUCGUUUACAGGGUCCCUACCCGUAGCAUCGACUUCCCUGUUCCUCCAGCUCGGCACUGUGUUGUCUCUGACUCCAGCGUCUGCAUUUAUUGCUAUCUCUGAGGUUACAAUUUUACCUGUUGGAGUGUUUGCUAAUUUGACUCCCGAAUAGUCUAAUCUUUAGGCUGUGCGCAUCCCCCGACUCCAAUAUGUGGAAAUAGUUUCCCUCUGUCUUCAUCUUUGCUAUCUUUAAAACCGUCGUUCAGUAAUUAAAAGGGACCUUAACGAUAAUGUUCUCACACACAGGGUGAUGCGUGUAUCGAACGUGGAAGUGGUAGGAGCGAGUAGAAUUACAACAUUUAAAAAACAUUUGCACAAGUUCGUGAGUAGGAACGGUAUAGAGGGAUAUGGGCCAAAUGCAGACAAAUGGGACUAGUUCAGUUUAGAAUUUCUGUUUGACAGGACCAAGGGGUCUGUUUCUAUGCUGUAUGACUGUGGAUAUAUUCCUCUGCCAGUUUGUGUCAGUUCUUCUAACCUCAUGCUUGAAGUCCAGUUGUCAUUCUAGUAGUCAUCCUGCUCUGUACUCCCUCCAAGGUGAAUGCAACGUUCUGUGAUGCCUAGUAUCGUGACAACUAUUACAGGUGGAGUCUUACCAGGUCUUUGUAUAGUAGAUGUUAACUUCUAUUUCCUUGAGUUCUCACCCUCUCAACAUAAAGGCUAUAAUUCCAUCACCCUGUUAUUUACUUCUGUGACAUUUUCAUUGAUCUGCAUACCAGAACUUACAAGUUUUUUUGGAUCUCCAUUGUUUAUAGCUUUCCACCUCUUAAAGGGUGCCCCCUUCAGCCCCAAAGCGAUAUUUGCAUACUUAGAAACAUUAAAAUCCACUUGCCACAUUCACAAUGUAUCAAUAUCUCUUUGUAGUUUUGCAUUUCUGUAUACACAGGUUAUAAUACUACCCAUCUCUGUGUCAACACAUUUGAGAAUGAGCUGCAGAACAAGACCUAAAAGUGUGUUUAGGCUGGAUAGCUUUUUUGGUGGCCUCCUGUUCAGUAUUCAUGGCUUAUGCAGUUGUCCUCCUGAGCUGUGCAAUGCAGUGCCGCAGAGCUCUGUGUAAACAGUGGCUGCAUCUCUUUGGCAGAAAAUCAGUGGCACCUUCAGCCCAUCUCCACACCCUACCCAUGCUCAGCAAGCCACAGCAGAGGAGGAGGCAGUUCCACUGGACCACUGGUUACAGGAGCAGAGAUGUGGAGUUCACACAUGUACAAUACAAUGUCCAGCGGUUAGGGUUUGCUGCUAUCACAACAGAAGACAUGGCUUUCUUUAAUGAUCUCCUGCCUGGCUGUGUGGUGACUGAUCCCGAUAUUCUGGAAGCGAGCAAUGUAGACUGGCUGCGGACAAUGAGAGGGUGCAGCCAGCUGUUACUGCGACCUCAGACAACGGAAGAGGUUUCUCAGAUUCUCAGAUACUGUAAUAGUCGGAACCUGGCUGUGAAUCCUCAGGGUGGCAACACUGGAUUAGUGGGAGGGAGUGUGCCAGUGUUCGAUGAGAUAAUUAUUUCAACCGUGCAAAUGGACAACAUCAUCAGUUUCAACAGUAACUCCGGAGUGCUUACCUGUCAGGCUGGCUGCAUUUUGGAAAACUUGAAUAAUUAUCUUGAGGAACAAGAUUUUAUCAUGCCCCUUGAUCUGGGCUCAAAAGGUAGCUGCCACAUUGGUGGGAAUGUGGCAACUAAUGCUGGUGGACUAAGACUGCUGAGAUAUGGCUCCCUGCGUGGGACAGUCCUGGGACUGGAAGUGGUACUUGCAGACGGAACCAUAUUAAACUGUCUAACGUCCCUCCGCAAAGACAAUACAGGCUAUGACCUCAAGCAGCUUUUUAUAGGAGCUGAGGGGACACUUGGAAUCAUCACCGCAGUGUCUGUUCUGUGCCCAAGGAAGCCAGCUGCUGUGAAUGUAGCACUACUGGGUUGUGACAGCUUUGAGAAGAUCUUGGAUAUAUUCAAGGAAUCCAAAGGCAUGUUGGGUGAAAUUCUCUCUGCGUUUGAGUUCUUGGAUUACAGUUGCAGAGAGGUUGUUUGCGAGCACCUUAAACUACAAAACCCACUGCAAGAGACACCAUUUUACAUCUUAAUAGAAACAUCAGGCUCCAAUGAUGUUCAUGAUCAAGAGAAACUCAAUAAUUUCCUGGAGAAAGUCAUGACCUCUGGUCUCGUGACUGAUGGAACCAUGGCUACUGAGGAAAAUAAGAUCAAGGCACUGUGGGCUCUGCGGGAACGCAUCACUGAAGCACUGGUCUGUGAUGGCUUUGUCUACAAAUAUGACAUUUCAUUACCACUGGAGAAAUUCUAUGAGAUUGUCAUUGAUAUGAGGAACAGACUGGGGGUGAGGGCCAAACGUGUCGUUGGCUAUGGGCACCUUGGCGAUGGAAACUUACAUUUGAACAUAGUGUCCCCUGCAUUUGACCAGCAGCUGCUGGACUCCAUUGAGCCCUAUCUGUAUGAGUGGAUUGCACAGCAUUAUGGAAGUAUCAGUGCUGAGCAUGGACUUGGCUUCAAAAAGAAGAACUGCAUCUAUUUCAGUAAGCCCAAGGAAGCAGUGGACUUGAUGCAGCAGAUGAAAGCGAUUCUGGAUCCAAAGGGAAUUUUAAAUCCCUAUAAAACCUUGCCAUCCUUCACUUGGUCAAGUCACUGAUGAGAGCAGAGGUUUUAUUGGGAGACCUGACUGCAAGUUUUCAAUUUUUACUUCUGCUAACCUGUGCUCAUCCUGAUGGAGACUAUUGUAGCUGAAGAAGAAGAAGAUCUUACAUUAAAGUUAUUAUCGAGCAUUUGAUCAUGCCAGAUCCAAGUUGCACUUCUGUUAGAAAAAAAUUAGAAUGUGGAUCUAUCUAGCACCUUCUGGAUGAACUGAAACACUUCUUAGUCAAUGAAUUUCUUCCAAACUACAAACUAUUGUCAUACAGAAACAUGGCAAUGAAUUUCUCUCCAUCGAGUUCCCACAAAUAUCAGUGUGAUCAUGACCGGAUAAACUGUUUCAGAUUUUGAUUCACCAUGGGAAAGCUGUCUUGCUGUUCUUCAGAAUUUACGUUCACUCCAGAGAAUAGAUGAGACUUCAGUAACAGUGCAUUCCCUCAACACUACACUGGCACCAGGUUGCUCAACUGAGACUUGAACCCAUCACGUUGUGAUCCAAGGUGAGUGCUGCCCAGUGAGGCAAGGCCAACAAUUAGCUAUCAAGCCCCACCCCUUUUAAAUACAGCAGCCUCUUGGAGGUGACCAGGCACCACCACCACGUUUUGCCAGUGGACCCAUGUCUGCUACAACCUGAUUGAGUCUGCACAAGGAUCACACAGAAUUUUCAUAGUCAAAAGACUGGACAAUUUCAUCCCAGGAGUGUAAGUGAGAUUCAGAGCAGAGUGCUGAGUCUUUAAUCUCCACUGCAGACACCUGGGAAGUACCUGAGGGAUGAGCUGACAUUCCCUGCCCAGAUCGCUGUGAAAUUAUAUUGUGAACAUUCGAGAACAUUGUUACCAAGCAAGAUAGGAGGAAGGAGGAUUCAACAGAAAUAAAACCUGGUUUUAUGUGGCAUCUGCUUACAAUGUUAUGUGUGAAUUACCAGAGUAAGCAAAACUGAAUAGUGGAAAUCUAAAACCGAAGUUCAGACAAGAGUCCCAACUGAAAUAUUGUAAUUCUAGUCUUUCCAAGCUUGUGCUGAUUUUUCAGCAGCUUUUGGUAUUAUGGGUGAUCAUCACUGCUGUUUGUUCUGUUUAACUCUGUGAAUUAUUAAGUGAUCAAUGAUAUAUAAAAGUCAGAUAGAGGAGAUCCACAGUUUUGAGAAAAAUCCUGACAGGGCAGAGAUUGCUGGGGGGGUAAGUACAGUGACAUUUUUGUCACUGAAGUUGAGCACCCAUUUUACAGUCUGUUGCAUUUCAUUAAAAAAAAGGACUGACAGCUUUUGGGGGUGUGCUACACUGUCCUUAUCUCAGGCCUGGCAGGUAUGAUUAGUCAGUGAGCAUUUCCACCCAUGUCCUUAUCUCUGGACCCCGCAGUUGACUCCUCGACAGGGCCAGGGACACAGCUUUGUAACAGUUCGGGCUUCUUCCCUUGGUUUGUCUCCUGGGACCUCUGUUGGCCUGGACUGUCCUGCACACACACCCCCACCUCCCCAAACACCAUAUUCGUGGCAGUGCUCCCUGUUCAGCCUUGCCCUUGUUACUGUUAGCCUUCUUCUGAUCCCAGCAUUCUUGCUUAUCAAUCAAAUGCUGCUUUUUACAGGAAAUGGCAAAUCAGCCUGGAGGAUAAAAAUUGCUCAGGCUGUUACUCAUAUGUGCAGGGUUAUCAUCAGCUUGCUGCAAGAGUUAAAAUCAAUGCUUGUACAUCAGUUGGUCAGUGUACUGGGUUUGAAAGAGGUUGAGGCAGUGGUGGUGUCUGGGAGAGCAAUAACCUCUGCAUGUCAGUAGGUCAGAUUGUGGAAUACCUGCACUUCUCUAGGUUAAAUACAAGUCCCUCAAGUGGUCUGUUGUAGGCAUGGAUGUUAAUUUUGCAACAAUACACAGAUUGAUUAUAUCAAUUGACUUUAAUCAUAUUUCAUGUUCUGAAUGUUUUACUUGUUGUACAAUAAAGCAUCUUCCCAAAAUUAACAA